AUGCCACGACGUUUAAGAGACAUGUUCAACAGCAUCACUCCACCCCAGAAGAUGCCGACGUCCACUACUUGCUCUACAUCUUCUACCUCAAGAAGCUUCUUUGCAGGUACCCAUCAUGACGAUUCCCUCAGCCUCUGUAGCUGCACGCGCCAACUCCACUCUGCCGCCGUCAACGAUGUCGCAUCACGACUCACGAACGGCGGCCUGCACAAGAUUCGCGGCUGUACUGCCCCCCCCCCGCCAGGACGUGCAUGUGCGGCUCUUCUCUUAGCUGCAACCGCUGCACACGACCCACCACUGCUCCGAUGUGCCUCCCUUUCCCCCUGUCCAAGCCCCCCCCCGGGCCAACGCUUGCAUCUCUCUUUCAACUUCGAAGCGCUUUGGAUGUGGCCCGUCGAGUGGUGGUGGUUGGCCAAGACACCAAGAGUACUCUUCGCCCGCUUGCCUUUUCAUCUCUCUUCGUGUGAUCGCAAGUUACGGCGGUGGUCGAUGAAGCGGCGAGCAGAGGCCGCGCGAACAGACAACUCAGCUGCGACCUCGAGUAGUACGACAAGAGACGAAUAA
Messenger RNA from Acanthamoeba castellanii str. Neff, 564 nucleotides. RefSeq lists its product as uncharacterized. The record is from RefSeq and is a predicted model, not a curated record. Lineage: Eukaryota; Discosea; Longamoebia; Acanthamoebidae. The coding region runs from base 1 to 564 and encodes 187 amino acids. The transcript has a single exon.